UUGGUCUACUCCCCGGUCCCCGUGGCGCUGGUCUUCCUGCUCUACCUCUGCGUGGUGUGGGCCGGGCCCCGGCUGAUGAGGAGCCGGGGCCCCGUGGACCUGAAGGCCGUGCUCAUUCUCUACAACUUCAGCAUGUUCCUGGUCACAUCCUGGCUCUCAAACUACAGCCUCCUCUGUCAGCCGGUGGACUACAGCAGCAGCCCGCUAGCCAUGAGGGUAAGGUGCUAA
This is a messenger RNA of Menidia menidia (Atlantic silverside), 228 nucleotides long. Lineage: Eukaryota; Metazoa; Chordata; Actinopteri; Atheriniformes; Atherinopsidae. The record is from the annotation of a GenBank genome assembly.